Paramecium tetraurelia is the source of this 1107-nucleotide messenger RNA. RefSeq lists its product as uncharacterized. NCBI's taxonomy places the organism in Eukaryota, Ciliophora, Oligohymenophorea, Peniculida, Parameciidae. The transcript is spliced from 3 exons. The record is from RefSeq and is a predicted model, not a curated record.
AUGUGCAAAAUAUUAACAAUCUAACCAUUAAUUACUGCUCAAGUUGUGUAUUUACCACAGUAAAAUGCAAGUAACUGGAUCAUUUUCUAAGCAAAAUCAAGAAUAACAAUACUUCCAACAAAAGCUGUAGUAUAGUGUUUAGUUGUAGCAAAUUGUAACAUCAGAGCCUAAUUUAUAUUGUUCAAAAGCAAAUGCAGAAUGGUUAAAGCAGUGGUUCACAUUUGCUGUGAAAAAAUAGGGUUGCAUAGCCUGAGGAUUAGAGUUAUUGCAGAAUUUGACAUAUAAUAGCACAAGCAAUAUGAUUUUUGGAAUUAUCAGAAAAAUUUUACUACUGCAUCAUUCGAUACCAAAUAUGGUUGGAGUAGAAUAUUCAAAAUCAAAGCAAGGGGUGGAAUUAUGCAUUCAAGACAUUUAUAUGUGGCUAGAGUUGAUUUAAAGAAAUCAGUUUUCGUACAAUCGUCUCAAUCAGUAUUAGGUUUCAGUUGUGCAAGAAGAACUAGAAGAUACGAGGUUCGAGCAAGCUUUUGUGAAGUAAUCCAAAAAUCCAAAAACCUUAAUUAAAAUUUAGAUGCAGUAUAUACUGUAAAAUUAUCAGAACUUAUAGCAUAAGCAGGGCUGAGCAAUUCGUAAUCAAUUAACUUCAACAAAUAUCAUAUUAUUCUCCAAGACAGCUCCUCCAAUAAAGAUGUUGAAAUUCUUUAAAAUAAUUUAUAGUUCAAGAUGUAGCUAUCAUAAUAAUUAAUACACUUGGCUGCUUAUUUAAAUCGUACCAGAAGUCAUAAUUGUUGUUGGGCAUUACUAGAAUCACAAAGAAAUUAUGAGUGUGUAUUAUAGGUUAUUCUAAAAAUAGUUCAAACUUCCUUCUAUGUAUCGAUUAAUGAAACAUUUAAAUUUGCCAGUAUUAUCAACACAUAAGGCAAUGUAGUUGAGCGGGGUUGGGUUUUGGGGUUGGGGUUGGGGUUUGGGUUUGGGGUUGGGUUUGGGGUUGGGUUUGGGUUUUGGGGUUGGGUUUUGGGGUUGGGUUUGGGUUUGGGUUUGGGGUUGGGGUUGGGUUUGGGGUUGGAAAAGGGGUUGGGGUUGGGGUUGGGUUUGGGGUUGGGUCUGUGA